UUGAAAUUUGCUGAGAAAAGUUCAGCACAGCGAACUUCCUGCCUCGGUUUGCCCGUUCUUCUUGUCACGAACUUGCUUUCUCUUGCCAGUUUUAGGACGCAGUGCUGUUGCUUUUCUCUGCUUGUCCCAGUGCAAGUCCUUUCACAUUGCUUGACGUAGUGCCACUUUCUGCGCAGUGUCCACCAAUAUCCCAAUUUGAUACACAACAAAAAAUUAUUAAUUGAGCACUUCCUCAACAUCCGGCUGUACACACUCCUGAAAGAAAGAGAUAGAGUCGUCUCCGUCCCGCAUUAACAUGGCAGACGCUGGCGCUGGCGGUAAAACUGCCAAGAAGAAUGCCAAACGCCAGGCAGCUAGGGCCAAGAAGCGCUUGUUGGAUACGUCUGAACCUGCUUCAGGGUCUAUGGUUUCUGGUGGAGUGACGUCAGCUGGUGCGGGGCCUAGGUCUGGUCAGCCUUCUAUAGACUCACUGCGGCAAGAAAUGGCUCAGGCCAAAGCUGAUGGGGAUGUAAAGCGAGCACAAGAGAUCAGAGAACAGAUCUGGCUGCUCAAGGAUCGUGCUGCUGGUGUGCUCGGCGAAGGAUUUGAGCGUGCAGCGGCCAGUUUAGCAGCCACCGCGGCAGCAAGGCCUUCGGCACCACCAGCAGCUGAAUCAGGUGGCACAACACCAAGAUCGACGCCAGCAGCGUCUCAAGGUCCGCCAGUGGAACUCACGGAAUCUGAGAAGCGACUACGAGCACUAAAUAAGAAACUGCAACAGAUUGAGAAGAUCAGGGCUGCGCAGAAGGAGGGAAAGCCCCUGGAAAGUGGACAGCUGAGCAAACUGGAAUCCGAGGUGGAGAUUCGCAGCGAAAUUACAGAACUUGAGAAGCUGCUCAGUGCACUAUAACCACCCCAGAGACGUAUAGUUGAGUUAGAAUGCUUGAUACUGUUCACACUCAGCUGGUGUUGUGCCGGUAUGAAAGAUGUAUUUGUAAAUUCUCUAUGACGCUGGUCGUAUCAACAUACUGCUGGUGUCGUCGCGGUUGCUGUACAUGAAUUGUUUUAAACUGCCGCAUGUAGGCGAGCUUUUGCUGUAACGUUGUUUUUAUUUACUGUUGUUAUGCUAUCUGCGCUAUUCUGCUUCUCAAUUGCUGUGCUUUUUUGCCAUAUUUCAUGUAUUUACCUAGCUAUUUUAUUUUAUUUCAUUUGAAAACUGCAUGAUGAUUGGAAUCAUAGGAAAGUAACACUGACUGGCCAAAGAGUUUUGAUGGCACGUGUGUCAACAUGA
This is a messenger RNA of Sycon ciliatum, 1270 nucleotides long. RefSeq lists its product as uncharacterized. NCBI's taxonomy places the organism in Eukaryota, Metazoa, Porifera, Calcarea, Leucosolenida, Sycettidae. Bases 296 to 889 code for a protein of 197 amino acids. The transcript is spliced from 5 exons. The record is from RefSeq and is a predicted model, not a curated record.